UACGAGAUGUUGGGAUUUUUGAGGCAGCCACUAGUGGUGACAGCGGACAUCAACCUGAACAUCGUAGCUCUUACUGGAGUGGGAUUGCUGAGUAGACUGUGGCGACUCACCUCCCCGCGGGCUGUGGUUUUUGAUGAAGUAUAUUAUGGACAGUACAUCUCUUUCUACAUGAAACGGAUCUUCUUCUUAGAUGGCAGCGGACCACCUUUGGGCCACAUGCUGCUGGCCUUGGGAGGUUAUUUAGGAGGAUUUGAUGGUAACUUUUUGUGGAACAGAAUUGGAGCAGAAUAUAGCAGCAACGUGCCUGUCUGGUCCUUGCGCUUGCUGCCAGCUCUCGCAGGGGCCUUCUCGGUCCCCAUGACCUACCAGAUAGUGUUAGAACUCAACUUUUCUCACUGCACCGCCAUGGGAGCUGCUCUCUUGAUGCUGAUAGAGAAUGCGCUCAUCACUCAGUCAAGACUGAUCCUCCUGGAAUCCGUGCUUAUAUUUUUUAACCUGUUGUCAGUGUUGUCCUACCUGAAGUUUUCCAACCUCCAAAAACACAGUCCUUUCUCUGGCAGCUGGUGGUUUUGGUUAGUGCUGACGGGAGUUGCUUGUUCCUGCACAGUUGGCAUAAAAUACAUGGGUCUGUUUACAUACUUGCUUGUGCUCUGUAUUGCUGCUGUCCACACUUGGCACCUGAUUGGAGAGCAGACCUUAUCGAACGUGUGUGUAUUCUGUCACCUGCUGGCCAGAGCAGUGGCUUUAUUGGUCAUCCCAUCCCUCAUGUACUUACUUUUCUUCUACGUCCACUUGAUUCUACUCUACCGCUCUGGGCCCCAUGAUCAAAUCAUGUCGAGUGCAUUCCAGGCCAGCUUGGAGGGAGGACUGGCCCGAAUCACACGGGGCCAGCCCCUGGAGGUGGCCUACGGCUCCCAGGUCACUCUGAAGAACGUCUUUGGCAAGCCCGUGCCCUGCUGGCUUCACUCCCACCAGAACACCUACCCCAUGAUAUAUGAGAAUGGCCGGGGAAGCUCCCAUCAGCAGCAGGUGACUUGUUACCCCUUCAAAGAUGUCAACAACUGGUGGAUUAUAAAGGAUCCUGGGAGACACCAGCUGGUGGUGAACAACCCUCCGAGGCCAGUACGGCAUGGAGACAUCGUGCAACUGGUACAUGGCAUGACCACCCGCCUCCUCAACACGCAUGAUGUCGCAGCCCCUCUGAGCCCUCACUCCCAGGAGGUCUCCUGUUACAUUGACUACAACAUCUCCAUGCCUGCUCAGAACCUCUGGAGACUGGAGAUUGUCAACCGAGAAUCAGAUGCAGAUAUCUGGAAGACAAUAAUGUCCGAGGUUCGGCUGGUGCAUGUGAACACGUCUGCCAUCUUAAAGCUGAGCGGGGCGCACCUUCCUGACUGGGGCUUCCGGCAGCUAGAGGUGGUUGGGGAGAAGCUAUUCAGGGGCAUGUUCCAUGAGAGCAUGGUGUGGAACGUGGAAGAGCACCGGUAUGGGAAAAGCCAGGAGCAGAAGGAGAGGGAGCUGGAACUGCACUCACCUACGCAGGUUGAUGUCAGCAGAAACCUCAGCUUCAUGGCCAGGUUCUCCGAACUACAGUGGCGAAUGCUGACAUUGAGGGCCGACGACUCGGAGCACAAGUACAGCUCCACCCCACUGGAGUGGGUCACCCUGGACACCAACAUUGCCUACUGGAUGCACCCUAAGACCAGUGCGCAGAUUCACCUACUGGGGAACAUCGUGAUCUGGGCUUCGGCCAGCCUCGCCAUGGUGACCUACGCUCUACUCUUCUUGUGGUACCUGCUCCGACGGCGAAGGAACACCUGCGACCUCCCAGAGGAUUGCUGGCUACGCUGGGUGCUGGCUGGGACCCUGUGCUGUGGGGGCUGGGCAGUGAACUACCUCCCCUUCUUCCUGAUGGAGAAGACACUCUUCCUCUAUCACUACCUGCCGGCGCUCACUUUCCAGAUCAUCCUGCUCCCUGUGGUCUUGCAGCACGUGAGCGACCACCUGUGCAGGUCUCAGCUGCAGAGGAACAUCUUCAGUGCCCUGGUGGUGGCAUGGUAUUCCUCCGCCUGUCACGUGUUCAACACCCUGCGCCCACUCACAUACGGGGACACGUCUCUCUCCCCAAGUGAACUCAGGGCCCUUCGUUGGAAAGACAGCUGGGACAUCUUGAUCCGAAAGUACUAA
Messenger RNA from Chrysochloris asiatica (Cape golden mole), 2187 nucleotides. RefSeq names its product protein-O-mannosyltransferase 1 (gene POMT1). The coding region runs from base 7 to 2187 and encodes 726 amino acids. NCBI's taxonomy places the organism in Eukaryota, Metazoa, Chordata, Mammalia, Afrosoricida, Chrysochloridae. The transcript is spliced from 19 exons. Gene Ontology annotation, cellular component: membrane. The record is from RefSeq and is a predicted model, not a curated record. Gene Ontology annotation, biological process: protein O-linked glycosylation. Gene Ontology annotation, molecular function: mannosyltransferase activity.